AAAUGCGAUACUUUCCCCUCCUGUAUGUCGUACAAGUGCUGCUGCGGGGAGGGGGGUGCAUUGCUGCUAGCAGCUAGCAGGUGUCCGCUACUCGCUGCGCUGCUCGCUAGUCUCAGUGUAGUGUAUAGUCUGUGUCGUGUAUGCCUAGUGCUCAGGAACUUUAACUUUCACAUUGCCCGGGAAAUGUGGCAGAAAAGAAGACCCAGUAUUUUUUGGAUAUUCAUUCUCUAAAAGGGUUCAACCUGGUAUCCAGCAUGAGAAAUGAGUGAGUGCUCCUGCGAAGCCGUACUGCUGGGCAGAGAACCGGUGAAAGGGACGGCCAACGCGGACAGUCUAGCAGGACAGAUCCGCUUGGUCACCGCUCCCGGUCGUCCGGGGACCCUCGGCACCAAAUGCCGGCUACGCUGCUCUAGGGACGGCAUAGAGAUCCGACCAGCGAAGCGACAUGAAGACGAAGGGUUCGAGUCCGACGAUGACGCUGUCUCUCAGACCUCAUCGGACAGCAACUCUUCGACCUACUGUUUCGUGGAGGACCAUGUGCUCAAAAUCUCGGGUCCGGCGAGCUCAGGGUCCGCGGAGCCCUCCGUGGCCACUGACAGCGCCAACAGUAGCGGCGCGUCGGACAACGACGAUGCUGAAAACUCUCUGAACCCUGUCCAUCCUCUCCCAUCACCUCCGUCCCACCCCCCUGCACUGCACGCGAAACCGAGAAAAUGUUCCCCUGACGAAUCCUCACCCUCGAGAGAACUGUACGCGUACAGCGAUGUCGCCUUCUGCCAUACGGACGCAGGGUACCCUAAAGUCCUUGUGUUGGUUAUUAGAAAGAAAUCUUUAUCUAUUAAAGAAGACGGACAAUCCUCGACUGGACUAGAAGCCGUUAUAUUUCAGUGUAAAAGUGUACAGAGCGUAAGGGAAGUGUGUGCGAGCUAUAAAGAAUUUAGCCGCAGAUUGAAAAUGGACCUUCAAUUCCGAUAUCCUCACAAAAGAAAAGAAUCUUCUAAUUCCUCGGGAACGCUUUACAGAAAUGUAUUUGACGUUUUACAAAAUUCCAUGACGACUUCUCCAGCAAAUUCGACUUUUUUCAAAACCUCCCUUCAUCACGUAGCUGACAAGACUCCUUCCAUUAUCAAAGAAGAUUUUUCAUCCUCUGAUGCUAAUAAGAAGUAUAAUUUAGUCCAACGGACAGACGGGGACGGUGUAACCCACAUAGAAGUGUCCAAAGCUGCGACCGGCAACUACUUCGGCAGCGUGACGACUACAGACGAGUACUCCGGCUCAUCCAGCAUCAUCAGCAUCAGCACACCGGACGAGGGGAACUUGUUUAUGUCCUCAUCGAUCGUCGUUCCCCACAGCCCUAGUCCCUCUUUCACCGAGACGUCUUCCAGCUCGGGAGAAAUCGACGGAGUAAUUUGCGCUGAUAUAGAAUCUAGUCCAGAGUCAAACUCGAAAACCUUGCGAAAAACGACAAACCCUCUGAUAGCCGAACCGAAAGAUGAGAAUGGUGAGAAUAAAACUGACCCGCAAGUCAAUCAAGACGUUCCUCCUAAGAGACCUCAGCGAGGUAAAUACAUAAAGAAUAACGCGAAAGCGAAGCAAUUGACGAAAAAAGAAGAAAAGCCGAGUGAAAACGAAAGUAUCUUAAAAAAAUCUCCAGCUCCUGAGCCACCGAAACAGUCAAGUAGCCAAGAGAAGGUAGUUAGAGGCCAGUUUAUCAGAGUGAACGUGGACCAACAGCAACAGUCUCCUUCGCAGUUCUCUACUACACCCAGGCCAAGCCAUCGACUGUUCAGCGAGUCGAGACCUUCCGGGCAGAUGCUGUCGUACCCUGCCUGGAGCUUACCGUCACCGGUGACGUCAGUCUCGAGCAAGAGAGGACGAAGAACUAGAGAGGACGAGACAGACUACCGUAGCCGAGAUGGGGGUUCCAAGGGUUACCAACGCCGCAGUCGUAGUAGUGGGGGAGGUCCUGGCAGAAGAACCACCAGUCCACCGGCGAGGCCUCUGGUCUACCGAUACAUAGACAAUCUUCACCCCAAGCCUCUGUCCAACAAAGUGUUUGGUAAACUGAAGGAGAUCGCCAACAUUAACAACUCUUGUGUUGGGACCCUUUCUCGUAGAAGGAACAGCAGCGGGGAUCUCUCCACCGUCCAGUUCUACACUUAUUUAGAGCCUUCUCUCAAAGUGUCUACCACCUCAAAAAGCACAACCAACCUGAAAUCCGUCAUCAAAAAGAGAAAUUGUAAUGAAAACCUUGAACCGAAAAAAGUGACUUUUAGUGCUUACGCGACUGUACAAGUAGUGGACUGACUGUUAGUGUAAGGUUGUAACUAAAAUUAUUGUUGUAAAUAUGCUCCCAGGCAUUUUAGUUAGGUAAUUUUUCUUCAGUAAGCCUGUCUCUAUUGUAAUAAUAAAUACUUAAUUAUUACGUAUCGAUUUGACUUGAGUCCCAUUUAGUCGCAUGUACCUCCAGUGCAAUAUUGUGUUGACGUACGGGUUACCUUGAACACAUUCAAUUCCAAAAUAUUCGUUUUAUUUAUAGUUUUAUAAACAAACAUAUGUU
This is a messenger RNA of Macrosteles quadrilineatus (aster leafhopper), 2560 nucleotides long. RefSeq lists its product as uncharacterized. The record is from RefSeq and is a predicted model, not a curated record. Bases 262 to 2307 code for a protein of 681 amino acids. The transcript has 3 exons. NCBI's taxonomy places the organism in Eukaryota, Metazoa, Arthropoda, Insecta, Hemiptera, Cicadellidae.